CUGCUAACUUCAUUGGCUUUGUUCAACCAGAAAAGGGCUUAGUGUGUUGGUAUAAAUGCUCAGGAAUCCGAGGUAGAGAAUAACGAGGCUUGAAAUCAACUCUACCUGAAAGUCGAAUCAUCGAGUUCAAAGAACAAGAAAAACAGCAGUGAACGUCACUCAGACACUGGGAAAACUUCACUUCUGAGAAUAUGAAUGUUGGAGCUAAUCUUUUUAGGAAUUGCUGACAAAAAUACAAAACAUUAACGGACGUCUUGUGCACUUAGGUGUGUAUAUUCCUAGAAACCGAAGUAUUUGAAUUACAAUGUGGAAAACGUGAACAAUCCCAAACGGCUAAUUGAAUUCAGUGUCACCAUCCACACUUAGCUAUUUCUUCAGACUUCAAUUUCCAGUGUUAUCCUGUGGAAGCGAGAAAGCAUCAGUUGAAUCGUUGAGAUUGCCUUGUCCGGAGGAAGAUUGUUGUGUGACUAACAAGGUCAAUUCUCUUAUCAUCGCUCAAAUAUAGACUUCGUUGCACGAACAGCUAGUGGAUAUUGAUUGUGUAAAGUACCAGAUUUAAAAAUCUGACUUGAUCUCCGUUGCCACCAAGGACCUUGUAACAGGUGCUGUAUCCCUUUCUUUUCCUUGAAAGAACAUUUAGGACAUCUAUGCGACAGCUUUUCAUUGUGACAUCUUCAUUGAUAGAUACCCUUCACAGUGGAACAUAUUACCGCAGUUAUUGUGUUCAAAAGGAUUCUGGUUCGCUAAACAUACCCACCAAAAUGACGUCCAGUUCAGAGACUAACCAUUCGAGUUCCUCAGAUGAAUCGCUUGACAAUCUUCAUAAAGCUCCAGGUGUUAGAUGUGUCUACACUCUAUAUACAUCUUCCUGUGACGACAGCGGUGGAUCACCAGCUGAAACAUUCGAAUAUACAGUAAAUGAUCCUGAAAAUGAUGUAGCAAACAACUGUGGUGAAGACACGUUACCGACGGAGACGAACAGCUCGGAUUCUAAAGCAGAUGCUGACACUGAAAAACAAGCAACGUCACCCCACGUGUGUCAUCAGAAAGAAUUGCUGGAGCAGAUCAAGAUGCAAAUGCAAGGGCAAAUCGAUGAACUGAAAGACACGCUGCUGAAGGAGAUAAGGGAGAUCAAAGACACACAGAGGGAGAUUCAACGAGAUUUGGUGAGACUGAAAGGUAGCGGUAUUGAUGGUGAUGACAGUAUACAGGCGCUGCAGUAUGAGCCGUACCAUAGACGUGCCCAGUAUACAGUUCGCCCUCUGAGUACGACUGGCACACAAACCGCCUUGUCUGUGGAAACUCAAACGCCAGAUUCGUGGGAAGUGGAACCAGAUGCUGACAUUGAGAUCACCAGUCUUUAACUGACACCGCGAGGAGUGAAUGAAUGAGUUUACUUUUACGCCGCUUCUAGCAAUAUACCAGCAAUAUUACGGCGGGGGACACCAGAAAUGGGCUUCACACAUUCUACUCAUGUGGGGAAUUGAACCCCUGUGUUCGGCGUGACGAGCAAACGCUUUGACCACACGGCCACCACACCGGGAGGACGUUAGAGAUAUGCUUGUAUUCCACACCGACUGUAGAGCAUAUCUGAUUCUGACAGAAAGAAUGUCUCUGACUUAAACCGAAGAUUAUGGAUCUUUUGUCGAUUAUCGCCCUAAUAACUAAAACUUUCCCAAAUAUCUUUGUUUUUCAGUAAUUCAUAAAGGUAGGAGGGUAACGAUUCUUUUGGCGUCUAGUGUAUGAUUCUGAUCAGAAGAGUGUCUCUGAUGAACACUGAAAGCUUAGUUACCGCUACACAGCGUAUGAACAUUCAACGACAUAUCUUUUGUCAGUCGUCUCUCUCAUUAAGGACGUGUAGAGGUUAACUAUGGUGUCACACAUGCUAACAAUGCAUGCAAGAGUCUUUCAAGUCAGUCAGCAUACAGUGCAUGAUUUUAUUAGCACAACACUGUGAGUAGGAAAUGCUUCAUUCAGAUAUUGUUGCCCAAUCAUCAACACAAGACGAGUUAUGUACCUUAGAAGGCCUGCAUCCAGAAACCAGCGAGGAACAAUGAGAGUUCAGUGUUUAUUUUAUUUUCAUAACUGUUAGUUGUAUACACGGGUGACUCAGGAAGGUAGAUUGUACAAACACGUGAGUAAUGACGAUACUAUUGACCAUAUCGUGUCAGUGAUAAUGAUCAACAAACUGAUGUCAUUAUGCAUACUGUGAUUACACAAUCGUGUAUUUAUCAGUUACCUGCAGUUACACCGUUUCAAUUUAAUGAGUGCCAUAACGAUAACGCACAAGUGAACUCCACUCUACAGUGAGUGAGUGAGUGAGUAUGGUUUGACACUGAUUUAGCAAUAUUCCAGCAGUAUCACCGCGGGGAAAACCAGAAAUGGACUUCACUUGCCCCUUUUCUAAUCCGUUCCUUCGGCGUGACUAGCGAACGUUUUAACCACCGCAUUGCCCAACACUCAGUUAUGAGCGAGUGAGUUUAGUUAAAAGCUGAUUUUAGCAAUAUUCCAGCAGUAUCACCGCGUGAAAAACCAUACAUGGACUUUCUGUAAUUGCAUCCAUGUGGGAAAUCGAACCCGGGUCUUCGGCGUGACGAGCGAACGCUUUAACCACUAGGCUACCCCACAGCCCAACACUCAGUUAAGAUGAAGAAGAGGUUGUUGUGCGCUGUUUCAGCAGGACUUGUGAUGUCAGUGCAUGUGCUGUGCUCAUUCAGAUUUACAUAUUUGUGGUACGUACACUGUGCGGUUAUCAGUGAAAGGCGAUGCUAUUGACAGGAACUUAUGAUUGUCCGAAUCGUUGAUUAUUGUGUUUCUAGGUGUGUCAGCACUAAGGGUUUCACUAAACUGCGAAUUUCUAAGCGUACAUCUUGAUCGGAUUGGUCACUUAACAAAUUCAGCCAAUCAGUAUGAAUGAUAAACACUGAACACAAAAAUUUAAUCUUUAAUCAUUGGUGAGAGAUGAGGAGGUGAGGUGAGGUGAGGUGAGGUGAGGUGAGGGGAGGUGAGGUGAUCAUGAGGUGCCAUUGUUGGUCAGUUGAAAUACCAUUAAUAUAGAUAGCCCCCUUAGUUACACAACACUGGUCCAUGUCUUAUACACGUAACGCCGUACCGCCAGGCAGGGUAACAAAAAGUUCCAUGUUUAAAGUGAUGUUACCAGGGAACCAAACCACUGACCCUGUACACACACACACACACACACACACUCUCUCUCUCAAUUGCACUUACUCAGGCUUAGUCUGAUAGAACUAUGAUAGAAACAAAUAACACAUAUAUGAUAUAAUUAUAUGGAAAAGGAAUCCCAGUGAGAUGGGAGACUGCCUGAACCUGAAUAAAAAUUAUAUUUAAUCUA
Messenger RNA from Haliotis rubra (blacklip abalone), 3352 nucleotides. RefSeq lists its product as uncharacterized. The transcript has 6 exons. The coding region runs from base 648 to 1364 and encodes 238 amino acids. NCBI's taxonomy places the organism in Eukaryota, Metazoa, Mollusca, Gastropoda, Lepetellida, Haliotidae. The record is from RefSeq and is a predicted model, not a curated record.